Perognathus longimembris pacificus (Pacific pocket mouse) is the source of this 2813-nucleotide messenger RNA. RefSeq names its product potassium channel tetramerization domain containing 18 (gene Kctd18). The transcript has 7 exons. The record is from RefSeq and is a predicted model, not a curated record. Gene Ontology annotation, biological process: protein homooligomerization. Bases 336 to 1565 code for a protein of 409 amino acids. Gene Ontology annotation, molecular function: protein binding. NCBI's taxonomy places the organism in Eukaryota, Metazoa, Chordata, Mammalia, Rodentia, Heteromyidae.
CGUCAGAGGGGCGGGGCGUGCAGGGGGCGUGGCCGUUCUGAGGUGAGACCGACCGCGCGCGCUCCUUCUCCCUCCCUCUUUUCCUCUCCCUCCUGCAGCGCGCCGGUAGGGCCAGGCCGCACGGGGGCGCCGUCGGGCGGUUCUGUUCCGGAGUUGCCGAGCAGCGGAGGAGGCGCUUCUUCCGCGUCUGGCCCCGUGGCGUCCGGCAGCGGCGGCGCUGAGGGCCCGGCGGGUCGCAGGUCAGUCAGGCGGUCGUCGGUGCGCAGCCGCUGGGCGCCAGGAAGUUUUGGGGUUACUCAAAGUGUGAGGCAAAAUUUGGAGUGCCCAAGGACACAAUGGCUGACCACAAGGUGGAUGAAGAGGUGCUAGAAGUUCUUCGACUCAACGUGGGGGGCUGCAUUUUCACAGCCCGGCGUGAGUCUCUGUGCCGCUUUAAGGACUCGAUGCUGGCCUCUAUGUUCAGUGGUCGUUUUCCUCUAAAAACAGAUGAAUCAGGGGCUUGUGUUAUUGAUCGCGAUGGGCAUCUGUUUAAAUACCUUUUGGAUUAUCUUCAUGGAGAAGUUCACAUUCCCACAGAUGAACAUACUCGAGUUGCCCUGCAGGAAGAAGCUGAUUACUUCGGCAUACCUUAUCCAUACAACUUAUCUGACCACUUGGCCAAUGAAAUGGAGGCAUAUUCUUUAAGGUCAAAUAUAGAACUUAAAAAGGCCUUAACAGACUUCUGUGAUUCAUAUGGCUUAGUUUGCAAUAAACCAACAGUUUGGGUUCUCCACUAUCUUAACACAUCUGGUGCGAGCUGUGAGAGUAGAAUUAUUGGUGUAUAUGCCACCAAAACGGAUGGGACAGAUGCUAUUGAUAAGCAGCUGGGAGGAAGGAUUUACAGCAAAAGCAUUUUUAAAAGAGAGGCGGGAAAUAAUGUUCAGUACAUUUGGAGCUAUUAUUCAGUAGCAGAGUUGAAGAAAAUGAUGGAUGCCUUUGAUGCUUGGGAAGGGAAAGGUGUUAGCUACUGGCGCGUUCCUCAUGAGCUGAUAGAAUGUUGGACUUUGGAAGAACAGCCUUUACUUGGAAGCAUGCGUCACAUGGCCCCAAUUCGAAAGAGGCGAUUGAUAACCCUUGCUGAAGAGGAAGAAGGUGCAAACUAUAAGGCUGGUCCUAAGCCAGUCAGGUUUUUGGGCCCUUCCACAAGCACCCAAAUUAAAGUAAAGAACUCUGCUUCAGUCAGGGUGGCUCCAGCCAAUACUGUCCAGACCUCUCAAAACAAUAGCUGUAGAAAGGCAGCUCUGUGCUCCAUGAGUGCAUCUGAGCAUUCUCCAGCUUGUGAUGGUGCCAGGAGUGCUGAGAAUGGAGCUGCACACCCCUUGCCAGCAAAGGUGCUACUCUCUGACAAGAAGUCUACAUCCCACCGAGUGAUAAAGCUGAAGAGGACUCCACUGUGUGCCAUGAUGCCUUCCCUGCCCAUGCCCACAGCAGGGAUGCAGGCUGACUCCCCAGAGCUGCCUUCUCUGGAAGCUCCUAACACAUUAGGUAGACAGACUGAAAAUGGGAGAGAGCAAGCUGAUGGAUAAAAAUGGUGGAAUUGAAGUUUCCCAUUUGUUUCAGAGCUUCCAACAUCUUUGAUACUAAUACAUGACUUUCCUUUAUGCAGUAGGAGGGAAAACAUGUUUCUACUUAGAAUUGUUGCUAGAAAAGUGACUUGUGUGACGUCAGAAUGGAGUGAUUUGUGUGACUUUGUUGUUGGAGUUGUGUUUACUUCUCUUUUUCCUAACUUUUAAAGGAUUGUUUGUCUGUGGGCAGUGUGACUUCUAGUUUUGAAUCUUUCUUUAACUUAAUUGGUAUAGAGACAAUGAAGCAGGAUAGCACAGUCACUACUGGAGAAGUCCCCUUUAGUGCAGAAACAUCAUAUAGACAAUAUAGAUUUUUGUAAUGCUACUUCUUGCAGCCUAAGAACAGGUGUGAAGUCUGGGGGAAGAAGACAUUUCCAUCUGGUGAGAUGGAGGAGGUGGGGUCAGUGGCAGCCUUACUGUGUCACACAGCUAGGAGAAGUUCCAGAGAAAGUGCAUCAGGUGAGGGACCUAGGAUUGCUCCUUGUCUCAAAAGACAACAUGGAAAGAAAUGAUAGGAAGGGAAAAAGGCAGUAGAGAUAGCACUUUGAGUCUUGCUUAAUUGAGCCAUUUUCUUUCUUGAAUUGGCUUUUUUUUUUUUUUUGGCUCUUUUCUGUUAGCUGAUCUAUUUAUAUACACCACAAGAAAACAUGGUUAUAACAUGGUUUUGGAGAUUGUUAAAAUAUCACAUUUAAUUAGAAUAGUGAGGGUUUUAAAAAAUACUUUGAAAAAGAGAAUGUAAAACUGUAACUUUUUAACUGAAGUUAAUAUGUGUUCUUCAGAAGUGACUGAAGUCAUUUUGAUUAUUACAAUAUGAUUUUUGUGCAUAAAAUUUCUGUAUAACAAUAUUUUUAAGCAAAGAUUUUUGAUUCUCUAUUUUUUUCAUGGCUAUUCAGGUUGUAUGUUUACUCUUACAAGUUAUGUUUUAUAAUUGGAUUGCAUAUUUCUACUUUCAGUGAGCACUAUGCCUGUAUAAAGCAUAAAGUUCAUAAAGCAGGGGAAUUUUUACUGUAGGGCUUAAUAUUGUACUUACAUUGCCUUGAAAUAGUAAAGUAAGUUUAUACUCAAAAUGUUACUUUUUUCAAAUAAAAGCUUUUCCAUAAAAAGUGACAUUUUCUUUGUGCUUUUUAAAAAUCUUGGACCCUGUUAGUAAUAUGGAAGUUGAUAAAAGAUUUCUAUUUCUGCUUCCAAAACUACUCUCUUGUCCAGAUA